Penicillium chermesinum is the source of this 1569-nucleotide messenger RNA. RefSeq names its product sugar porter family MFS transporter. Gene Ontology annotation, cellular component: membrane. Gene Ontology annotation, molecular function: carbohydrate:proton symporter activity. Gene Ontology annotation, biological process: carbohydrate transport; transmembrane transport. Bases 1 to 1569 code for a protein of 522 amino acids. The record is from RefSeq and is a predicted model, not a curated record. Lineage: Eukaryota; Fungi; Ascomycota; Eurotiomycetes; Eurotiales; Aspergillaceae. The transcript has 4 exons.
AUGGCGUUCGUGCUCGUCACUCUGUGCUGUGUGUUUGUGGCCCUCGGGUCAUUUCUUUUUGGCUACGACUCGGGGAUCAUCUCAUCAAGCAUUGAACAAGAUGCUUUCCUUCAUAAAUUCGGGUCGCCUGGACUCUCCGACGCUGCGAGUGGGGGCAUCAUCUCCGCUUACACAGGUGGUGCCAUCGUGGGGUCUUUAGUUGCGCCCUACAUCUCCGACUGCUGGGGACGUCGAAUGGUGGUUUUCAAUGGCGCCCUCCUCGCUACCUUGGGUGCUGCGCUUCAGGGAGGCACGACCACCAUCGCGAUGCUAAUUGCCGGUCGAUUCAUCGCUGGGGUCGCCAUUGGGCUGAUGUCGGCCACUAUCCCCGUCUACUGCAUCGAGGUUGCGCCUCCUAGAAUCCGCGGAUUGCUGGCAAGUAUGCAACAAUGGAUGAUUGGGCUUGGGAUUAUGGUUGCUCAAUGGGUCGGCUACGGCGCUUCUCACUAUGAAACUGAUUUUGCGUGGAGAUUCCCUCUAUCCCUGCAAACAGCCCCUGCCGUUAUUCUCGCCUGUGGAGUCUGGCUUCUUCCAGAAUCACCACGUUGGCUCAUCGAGAACGGCAGAGAAGCCGCCGGAAGGGCAGUGCUAGCACGCCUGCACCUCGACUCCCGUGCUACAAACACCGAACUCGUCGAGCACGAAAUAGCCCAGAUCCAAGAAAGCGUCCUCUACGAACAGGAAGCCGUCGUUCGUUCCUGGCGCCAACUACUCACAUCCAAACAAUGGCGCUACCGCAUCCUCCUCGCGUGCGGUCUGCAGGCAAUGACCCAAUGCUCUGGUACAAACGUCAUCCAAAACUACGGGCCUCGGCUUUACAAGUCCCUCGGGUUUUCCACGUCGCGCUCUCUCAUGAUCAUCGGGAUCUGGGGCGCUCUAAGCCUUUUCUGGAAUACAGUUUUUAUGCUCUUCAUCGACAAAGUCUCCCGCCGCAAGCUGCUCAUUCCCUCCCUCUUCGGCAUGGGGGCAGCCAUGUGCGUCGAGGCAACACUAGUCCACUACAUCGACUUCAGCGACUCAACCGCUAAUCCAGAUGCCCUUCGCGCUGCCAUCGCCAUGUUCUUCGUCUUCUCCUUCUCCUUCACUGCGCUCGGCCUGAUCUCCUGGGUCUACCCAGCCGAGAUCUUCCCGACAGCCAUCCGCGCGCGCGGCUCGGCGCUCGCGACUGCGACGAACUGGAGUCUGAACCUGGUCUUUGCGCAGUGCUCGCCCAUCGCGCUGACGAAUAUGGGGUCGACGUACUUCUACUGCUUUGUCGGCUUUAACUGGGCGGCGAUCUUCCUCAUCUGGUUCUGGUAUCCCGAUACGGUUGCCUGCUCGCUGGAAGAGGUCGAGGACGUGUUUGUAGAGAAGCCGAGGGAGGUAGUGCAGGAGGUUACUCGGGCUGCGGCGCCAAGUCCGGCGAGGCCGCGCUCACACAUUAGACAUAAGGGAAUGGAUCCUUUGUCUAUGCAUCCGACCAAUAUUAGUUGGAGUUCUUUGAGUGCGAGUUCGCCGAGGUCUUCGGAUAAGAAGGUUGAAGAUGUAUGA